UAAAUUCAUUUUAGUCCCCACAAAAAUAAAAUGCUUUCCCACAUUUCAGCUUCCUUCUGUCACACCUCUUCUUCCACCACCGCUUUCUUCCUCUCUUCCACCGCCAAAUUUCUCCGACCCACAUCCUCUCUUUACCCUAAAACCCAUUUUCAGUUCCCAAUUCAACAAAAAGGGCACCGUUUUGUGUUUUCUCAAGCCACGGCAGCUUCAAUGGAUUCUGCUGCCACCGUUGAUUCAGUUUCUGAUGAUUUAAAGAAACAAACCUUAGAAGGAACUGAAAAUGUUGAAAUUAAGCUUAAAUUGAAUCUUGAAGAGCUUAAUUGGGAUAACUCUUUUGUUCGUGAACUGCCUGGCGACCCCAGAAAUGAUAGUAUUCCAAGAGAGGUGUUGCAUGCUUGCUACACGAAAGUGUUACCUUCUGUACUGGUCAAGAACCCUCAGCUUGUAGCAUGGUCAGAAUCAGUGGCGGAGUUACUUGAAUUGAAUCCUAGAGAAUUUGAGAGGCCUGAUUUUCCCCUUAUAUUCUCGGGGGCAUCACCAUUGGUGGGAGCGAUACCUUAUGCCCAAAAUUAUGGAGGACAUCAGUUUGGCAUGUGGGCCGGGCAGUUAGGAGAUGGAAGGGCAAUAACUCUUGGAGAGAUUUUGAAUUCAAAGUCACAAAGGUGGGAGCUGCAGCUUAAGGGGGCUGGAAAGACCCCCUAUAGUCGUUUUGCUGAUGGUCUUGCAGUGCUUCGUAGUAGCAUCCGAGAAUUCCUUUGCAGUGAAGCAAUGCACGGUCUUGGAAUCCCAACAACACGAGCACUUUGUCUAGUGACGACAGGAAAAGAUGUCAUGAGGGAUAUGUUUUAUGAUGGAAAUCCCAAAGAUGAACCUGGAGCAAUUGUCUGCAGAGUUGCCCAAUCCUUUCUGCGUUUUGGCUCUUAUCAACUGCAUGCCUCUAGAGGAAAAAAGGAUUUUGAGAUUGUCCGUGCUUUGGCAGACUACGCCAUUAGAUAUCACUUCCCCCAUUUGGAGAAUAUGACUAGGAGUGAAAGCAUAUCACUCAACACGGGUGAUGAAGACAAUUCAGCUGUGGACAUAACUUCAAACAAGUAUGCAGCAUGGGCAGUGGAAGUUGCUGAGAGGACUGCGUCCAUGAUUGCCAGGUGGCAGGAUGUUGGUUUCACACAUGGAGUCAUGAACACUGAUAACAUGAGCGUGUUAGGACUCACUAUUGACUAUGGUCCCUUUGGUUUUUUAGACUCUUUUGAUCCCAGUUACACACCAAAUACCACUGAUCUUCCUGGCAGAAGAUAUUGUUUUGCAAAUCAGCCAGAUGUAGGUUUAUGGAAUAUUGCACAGUUUACCUCUGCUCUAUCUAUUGCGGAGUUGCUAAGUGAUAAGGAGGCAGAUUAUGCCAUGGAAAGAUAUGGUAACAAAUUCAUGGAUGAUUAUCAAGAUAUCAUGACCAGGAAACUUGGUCUGGCAAAGUACAAUAAAAAGUUGAUUGGUGAACUACUCAAGAAUAUGGCCUUAGAUAAAGUUGAUUACACUAAUUUCUUUCGCUCUCUAUCAAACAUCAAUGCUGAUCCUGCAAUUCCAGAGGACCAAUUAUUGAUUCCUCUUAAGGAUGUUCUCUUAGAUAUUGGUUUGGAACGCAAGGAAGCCUGGACAAGCUGGGUAAAGUCGUAUAUACAAGAGCUCUCUACAACUGGUGUAUCAGAUGAGGAGCGGAAAGUUUCAAUGAAUUCUGUAAAUCCAAAGUACAUCCUCAGAAACUAUCUAUGCCAGAAUGCCAUUGAUGCAGCAGAACAAGGCGAUUUUGAGGAGGUUCGGCAUUUAUUGAAGAUUAUGCAAUGCCCAUUUGAUGAACAACCUGGCAUGGAGAAAUACGCACACUUGCCUCCAGCUUGGGCUCAUCGUCCGGGUGUAUGCAUGCUUUCUUGUUCCUCAUAAGAUCUCGGGGUGUAUGCAUAUGCUUUCUUGUUCCUCAUAAGAUUUCCACUAUGUAAUACAAGAGUUUCACUUGUAUAUAUAACAGAAAUCAGUAUGUAUUGUAAGUGGCAGAGUGGCCUUCGAGCCACAAUAUAGGUAGAUUCAGCUUGGUUCGCUGAAAAAGAGAGAACUUCUGGCAGCAUUUUCACACAUUAUUGCAUUUGGAGAAGUAUUUUUUUUUUCCGCAGGUUCUCUGUAGUUUAUUUGUUGCUCAAGUCUUGAUGUAACAUUUGAUAAUUUCAAAUGCCUUAUUUUUUCGUAUGA
This is a messenger RNA of Solanum dulcamara, 2238 nucleotides long. RefSeq lists its product as uncharacterized. The transcript has 8 exons. The record is from RefSeq and is a predicted model, not a curated record. Lineage: Eukaryota; Viridiplantae; Streptophyta; Magnoliopsida; Solanales; Solanaceae. The coding region runs from base 31 to 1935 and encodes 634 amino acids.